CACACUGUAAACUGGUGGGUGGCAUUCCCCAAGCAACAGGCACGCCGGGCUUGGCAUCGGCCGAGCCACCGCCUCUCGCGCAACGUUCGCGCGAAGAGUUCCGCUGGGAGCAGUGUUGGGGCCCCUUCCUGUUCAUCAACGCCACGGGCUUACUCACAGUGCCCAUCUUGCUGCAGCGCUUUUGUCCGCCAUGGCUUCUUCACCGAUGGCAGCGCCCCCACCACGCGCCACAUCGGUAGGUGUGUCCUCCACUCGGCCCCGCAGGAAGGCCUGAAUGUCGCGGCGGAGUGGGCCAACAAGCGCUUUGUGAGAGCCAACAUUGGCCUUCACGAAGCGCUCUCUCGUUGGUACAGGGGGGCGCCCCGGUCACUAUGGAACGCUUUCCCGCCCUUUUGGGUGCCAUGUUACAGAGCAGCCGGGGCAUGA
Molecule: messenger RNA, 426 nt
Organism: Trypanosoma rangeli
Lineage: Eukaryota; Euglenozoa; Kinetoplastea; Trypanosomatida; Trypanosomatidae
Exons: 1
Source: RefSeq, a predicted model, not a curated record